AUGACAUUUUUGUCAACAUUUUCAGGGAUUGUUGUGGAUGUAUAUCUUUGGCCACCAAAAGUCUCCGACAAAAGCGACUAUAUACUCUUCCUUGGUGCUCUUAGAAGAUUGAAAGAUUGGCACAAUGCUCAUGUUGUCGUCUUUGAACCUGAUCCUAGCCCUGAUACAGAGUUCCUACAAAAGUUUCUUUCAGCUGAUGUGUAUGUGGAUAUUGAGGGCUUUCAUGUCAAGGGAGACAACUUAAUGUGGCGAGGGAAAGUUUCAGUCUGUGAUAAAAUAGAGAACAAAGGACUAACAGUGCCAGGUGUUAGCAUGCAUAAGAUAAGAGAAGAGACACCGGAUUUACAGUUUCCUAUCAUAGAACAAAACAGGGAUGGAUGUUGCAUGGGACGUAUGUUGGAAGUUCUUGAUGAAGUCGCUCUAAGUUCAGUACCAUCAUUAAUGAAAACCCCACAUACUGGUAUGCUGGCAAGGUUAGCGGUGUAUCCAGAACAGGAAGAGCAGCCAUCUUGUGGAGAAGUUGGACUGUCUACUGAAGCAUGGAAGGAAAAUAUCAUGGCUGAUAUACAGUUUGUACAAGAACCCGAGGAGGACCUUCAAGACAACUAUGAAUUUUUAUACUUCAUAAUUACCUCCCCUGAUGAACAUCAAACUCUGGAGAGUUUUGUGGCAUUUGCCUAUCUUCUGCAGCACCCUUACCAUCUAAAUGGUGAAUUAGUCAACACCAUGUAUAGCAGUUCAACUAAUCCAGUAAAGGGAGAUAAUAAUACAGAAGUUGAUUUGAGUGAUCUGCCCUUGAUGAGUUGGGAAACCUUGAGAAACGUUGAGGCUGAUAUUGUAUCAUUACAACGAACUAUGCUACACAAAUGGGCAGAAACAAAACAAGGUAGAAAUGAAGGAACAGAAGUACAGUCAGAAGUGCUGGCUGCUAUGCUGGCUGAAAUACGAUUGAAAUAUUUCAAUAAAUUGAAGGAAAAACUGAAAGAUUGUGAAACUUUUAAGGAUAUUCCAGCAAAAUGGAGAAUAAAUGUGAAGAAAGAAAUCUAUGAUGGCACAGAGAAUACGGCUGAGUGGCCAGAGAGACUUGGAUUGCAGUAUAUGGAAUCACAGAAACGUUCGUUAUCCAGGGUGCAGUCAUCGGAGAGUAUGCCAAUGUCAUCUCCUAUACAACCAUCAGAAGUAACUACAAGUAUAGACAUACAGAGCUUCCUGAAAUUCUUCCAGCCAGAUGGUUCAGCUUCUAAUACCAAUAUGUCUCCUGUACACAGAAGGCAUCCCUGUAGAACAAAAAGUAAACUGUCAACCCCUGACACAGCAAGUCCUCAUCAACCAUCCUGGCCUGAGAGUAAAGAUAUCACAUCUCAUGAUGUGUAUUACAACGUAGACAAAAAGGCGGAGAAGGUGAACAAACACCUUAACAAGCUACAGGAAAAAUAUGUGAAGGAAGAAACGUACAGUUCCUGUCUGUCACCUGUUUGUCUUUUUCCAAGGGCAACGAAGAAACAGCAUGUCAAACAAGAAAUGGAACUGAGGCGGUCACCAAGGAAAAAGAAUCCAAGAUCAGUGUUUGAUGAGAAUUUACCUGGAUUUAAUUCAAGUUUGAAGAACAGUGGAAGGUUGUCAGAUUCUCAUACACCAUUAGGAACUCUACACGACAAUGAGUCACGACGUAGAUUUUCAACUCCUCAGGGACUUCCACUGCAAAAUGUCCGCAGAUUGAGCAGUUCAUUGUCUAAGGAGUUUAGCUCACAGCGUAGAAGUUCAGAUGUAGGUUUAAGCCAGGUACCAGUGCCCAAACAGUUAGAUAAGUUACGUAGACAGUCAGAUGCUGGUUCCUCCUUCACCACACCUCAGGGAGAGGGAAUGAAGAAAGAAUCGAGAUCAGAGAGGCAUAAAAGGAGACUGCAGGAGAUAGUUGAUCGUGUUCUUGUGGACAAUGGUGUGUGUAAAACAGAUCCUAUCUAUAAAUCGUGUUCAUCGAGACUGUUCAAAGUCACCAAACUCUUUGUUAUGGAUUUACCAAAUUCUAGAAAUCUUAAAGAUGAAAUGCAGAAAAUUGCCGAGAGUCAAGUUAAACAGGUUAUUGAGGUGGACCGCAGUCGUCAAGAAUCUACCCAUAAAGGAAAGCAUAAAAAAUAG
This is a messenger RNA of Mercenaria mercenaria, 2139 nucleotides long. RefSeq names its product mdm2-binding protein-like. Gene Ontology annotation, cellular component: kinetochore. NCBI's taxonomy places the organism in Eukaryota, Metazoa, Mollusca, Bivalvia, Venerida, Veneridae. Bases 1 to 2139 code for a protein of 712 amino acids. The transcript has 16 exons. Gene Ontology annotation, biological process: regulation of protein ubiquitination; protein localization to kinetochore; traversing start control point of mitotic cell cycle. The record is from RefSeq and is a predicted model, not a curated record.